AUGCUCCCCGCGUGCGCCACCUCCGGCCUUCCGCGCGCGCGCGCCUUGCUUAGUCCACGCUCUGCGUCCGCCAGUCGGCGCGCUUCCCUGCUUACUCCGCGCUGUUCCGCGGGGGACGGAAUUGGGGCGGAAACAGAGGGGGGAGGGGCGGAGGCAGGAGCAGGUGUCGGGCACGCAGGGGGGGAAAACAUUCUGCGCGUCGUGUAUCAUAGGUGCGAAGGGGGACAACGGUGGGAUGGGAUGGGGAGGGAGCGGGAAAGGGUAAAGAAAGUGCUCGCAGGAGGAGGGAAAGGGGUCGUGCUCGUGCCAUGCCAUGGCGUGUGGACAGGUGCAGGGCCACAUGACAUACCCUGGGAGUGGACCACUGCGGAGGCAGCUCCAUCCGUGGUUCAUACCCGUGCUAUGGCUCCAUCCGUGGUUUCAUACCCGUGCUAUGGCUCCAUCCGUGGUUCAUACCCGUGCUAUGGCUCCAUCCGUGGUUCAUACCCGUGCUAUGGCUCCAUCCGUGGUUCAUACCCGUGCUAUGGCUCCAUCCGUGGUUCAUACCCGUGCUAUGGCUCCAUCCGUGGUUCAUACCUGCUAUGGCUCCAUCCGUGGUCAUACCGUGCUAUGGCUCCAUCCGUGGUUCAUACCCGUGCUAUGGCUCCAUCCGUGGUUCAUACCCGUGCUAUGGCUGGGCCUCAUGCACGCUUCCUCCCGUGUCACCAUGCGCCGCCGUGUGUGCCGGCACUGGCAGGGGCGACGGUGACUACACGGGGUGGGGGCUGCACGUGUGUGGGGCGAUGUGGAGACAGAGACCCUCUGCCUGCCAGCACCUCUUGCCCUCCUCGCUUGCCACUGCCACUCGUGGUGUUGCUGGUGCUCAUGCACCUUCCCAUGCUGCCAUGCGCUGCUCCAUGUGCCGGCACUGGCAGGGGCGAUGGCGACUACAACGGAUGGGGGCUGCACGUGUGGGGCGACGUGGAGACAGAGACCGACUGGCAGCACCCUCUGCACUCCUCGCCUGCUGCUGCCACUGGCGGUGUUGUUGCUGCGGGUGGUGGCGGGAUGAAGUGGGUGGAGUGGCGCAUGCAGCUGCAGCCACAGGCGCGGACAGUGAACGUGCUGCCACACCGAGGGGACUGGAAGGACUGCACGUGGACCAUAGACAUGGCCGCGCUGCCCGCACCGCCAUCCUCCACCAUCACCCACCGCGGCCCCACAGUGUGGCUCAUCUCUGACUGCCAGCGCGCCUUCCUGCACGCCCCCAACCUCGACCACCUCCCCAAGGGCAGUUUGGAUCUAUUCAAGGCGCACUGGGUGUCGGCAGACGAGAUUGCAGUGGACUGGGACUAUAACGAGAGUGACUAUGGCGAGCAGAUUCUCUUCGCCCUGCAUGCCAGCGAAUCCGCCUCACUCGCCCUCACAGAGGACGGCGUGCAAGGAGCGGACUCCGUCAUUCCCCUCACGCUGGACGCUGCCGGCCUCUCACCUGCUGUGCGCACCAAGUUCCCCCACCUAGCGUCCUUCACCUGCCUACGCCUCCCCACCCCCCCCCUCCCCCACCUGCACCGCCUGCUUGCCUCACAGACCGCCCUCGCCUGCUCCUCUGUGCACCCAUAUCAGCACGCAUACUCAUGCCUCAUCACUGCAGCAGCAGCUGGCAGGAGCACAAGAUGUGCUGCUGCAGUGCCGUUGCCAGGAGUGAUACUGCUCUGUGCUCGCUCAUCCCUCUCCUUGCAUUGCAACCUCUCAAUCACUUGCCCCUCCCACCCUCUACCAGCGUCCAGCACACCCAUCAACGCCACAUGCCUGCACGCUGCAGGUGGCAGGCAGGUGGCAGGCGCCUUGGACGCGCUGUGUGGGUACGAGGGGCCGCUGGGAGCGCACGUGGAGAAGCAGGGGGGGGGCUGGUGGUCCAGUGGCAGUGGCACCGUGAGCAUUCACGUGUGGGCGCCCACGGCUCAGGAGGUGACGCUGCUGCUGUUCGACCAGCCACAUGCAUCGCCCCCCGUGUCUCGCCAGCCCAUGGAGCGGGGCAGCGAGGGGCAGUGGAGUGCACAGGGCCCCAUGGCAUGGCAGGGCAUGUACUAUCAGUAUGAGAUCCGGGUCUUCCAUCCCGCCACCAAUAGAAUCGAGACAUGUGUCACCACCGACCCUUACUCCCGCGGCCUCUCAGCCAAUGGAGAGCGCUCAUUGGUGGUUGACCUGAGUGAUGCCUCGUUGGCGCCGCCUGAUUGGUCCACGUUGCAUCAGAGGAAGCCGCCUCUGCAGUCGUUUUCAGACGUGUCCAUCUACGAGCUUCACAUCCGUGACUUCAGUGCAUCGGACUCCUCAGUGCCAGAGCCCCACCGAGGAACGUACCUCGCCUUCACUCACCCCCAGUCACAGGGAGCACAGCAUCUGACACAGCUAGCGGCCAGCGGGCUCACGCACCUGCACCUGCUGCCAGCCUACGACUUUGGCUCCGUCAAUGAGGACAAAACCGCCUGGCAGGCUGUCGAUGAGCCCUCCCUCAGGCAGUACCCGCCUGACUCGGACCGCCAGCAGGCGGCUGUAGCAGCCGUGAAGGAUGUGGACGCUUACAACUGGGGAUACGACCCGGUGCACUGGGGUGUGCCGGAUGGCAGCUAUGCCACUCACGCUGACGGCACUGCUCGCACCCUCGAAUUCCGUUCCAUGGUGCAGGCAGUGAACCGCAUGGGGCUGCGCGUGGUGCUCGAUGUGGUCUACAACCACCUCUACGCCAGCGGCCCUCACAGCCCCUUCUCCGUCCUCGAUAAGGUGGUACCCGGGUACUACGUGCGGAGGGACAUGGAGGGGCGGGUGGAGAGCAGUGCGUGCUGCAACAACACGGCGAGCGAGCAUGCCAUGGUGGAGCGCCUCAUAGUGGAUGAUGUGGUCAUGUGGGCCACGCAGUACAAGGUGGAUGGGUUCCGGUUUGACCUCAUGGGCCACCUCAUGAAGCAUACCAUGCUGCGCAUCCGCUCGGCACUGGACGCACUCACAGUCGAGGAGCAUGGGGUGGACGGCAAGGCCAUCUACCUGUAUGGCGAGGGGUGGGAUUUUGGCGAGGUGGCGAAUAAUGGCCGCGGGGUGAACGGAGCGCAGGCCAACCUGCACGGCACGGGCAUCGGCAGUUUCAACGAUCGCUUCCGCGAUGCAGUGGUCGGGGGGACGCCCUUCGGCAAUCCACAGCAGCAGGGCUUCGCCUCGGGCCUCCUGCUGCUCCCCAACGAGUACGAGGAGAGCGAGCGGCAGCGGGAAUACAGCUCCAGCAGCAGUGGCAGCAGCAGCGGCAGCAGCAGUGGGGAGGAGAGCGGGGGCGAGGGGGGGUCAUCAGUAGCGUGGUGGCGGCGGCGACUGGCGGAGAGUGUGGAUGUGAUCCAGGCGGGCAUGGCGGGCAACCUCAGAGACUUUGCCUUCGCCUCUCAUGCCACCGGCCAGCAGGUGACGGGAGGGCAGCUGUACACGUUUGGAGGGUCGCCUGUGGCGUAUGCCGCCACCCCGCAUGAAUCGGUGACGUACAUAUCAGCACAUGACAACGAGACUCUCUUUGACAUCAUCACCAUCAAGGCAGCAGCAGCAGCAACCCCCCAGCAGCGCGUGGCAAUGAAUCGAGUGGGCAUGGCGGUGGUGGCAUGGGGGCAGGGCGUGCCAUUCAUCCAUGCGGGCGACGACCUGCUGCGCUCCAAGUCGCUCGACAGGGACUCCUACAACUCAGGGGACUGGUUCAACCGGCUGGACUGGUCAGGCGGCAGCAGCAACUUUGGCGUGGGGCUGCCCCCACAUGAGAAGAACGGCGACAAAUGGGACAUGAUGCGUCCACUCCUGGCCAACCAAUCGCUGCGUCCCACAUCAGCAGACAUAGGUGCCACGUCACGCUACCUGCGCAUGCUGCUGGCUGUGCGCUACUCCUCGCCACUCUUCCGCCUGCCCUCUCUGGAGCUCGUUCAGGAGCGAGUGCGAUUCCUCAAUGUGGGCCCCACAGCGCUGCCAGGGGUGAUAGUAAUGAGUGUGACUGAUGGCGACGAUGGCUCAGGCAUGGCCCAGCUGGACUCCAGGUUCCGAAUGCUGGUGCUGGUGGUGAGCAUGCAGCCCCAGCUUGCCCGCCUGCACCUGCCGUCCCUGCUCUCACGCAAUCUCGUUCCGCACCCACUGCAGGAGCAGCAUGGCAUGGUGCCAUCACAAGCAGCAGCAGCAGGCCCAUGGUUCCAAGCAGACACGGCUAUGCUGACUGUUCCACCACUGGCAGCCCUCGCCCUGGUGGAGAUGAGGGAGUGA
Messenger RNA from Closterium sp. NIES-65, 4263 nucleotides. Lineage: Eukaryota; Viridiplantae; Streptophyta; Zygnematophyceae; Desmidiales; Closteriaceae. The record is from the annotation of a GenBank genome assembly.